AUGGCCGGAUCCGUAGAUCAAACGACGGCCAAGGCCUACUCUGCCCGACACUUUAUGAAUCUUGGCCUCCGUUAUGCCAGAUUUCCCAACUGGAAGCACUACAAAGAGAGUAGAUCUAUUGAGCGAUUCAAACAACACUUUGGUAUGAAACCAGAAACUGUUGCUGAUUGUUGGUUACUCCUACGAGAAAGCAAUGACCCUGACAUUAGACUUGAAAAGAAAGCUAAACCAAAGCAUCUUCUCAUUGCUAUCAGACACCUUUUCAAGUAUCAUACUGAGGCAGAUCUUGCCUCAUUUUUCAACAUCAAAACAGAGAAAACUGUGCGAAAAUGGGCCAAGCUCUAUGUCAAAAGAAUCUCUCGGCUGUUGCCAGAUUUGAUUGGAACUUUACACGACAACCACGAAGGUCUUAUCUUGUUCAUGUCAAUUGAUGGAGUACACUGCCCCAUCGAAGAGCCAAGACCUUGGUCCAAAAAGUGGAGCAGUCACAAGUUUGGGGGAAAGCCUGCCCUCAACUAUGAAUUUGGUGUGCUGACACACAAACCACAACUUGGGUGGAUCCACGGGCCAACAAAACCUGGGGAGAUGAAUGAUUUGGUUGUCUUUCGAGACAAGCUAAAAGGAGAGCUUCCAGCCGAUACUCGAGUGCUUGCAGAUGAUAUCUAUCAAUCGGAGAGGGAGUAUGUCAGCACAAAGAAUGAUCUGGACCCAAAACCAAUCUCUAAGUUUAAAGAUCGAGUGCUGUCUCGUCAUGAGAAUUUCAAUCAACGAGUGAAAUGCUUUGGCAUCUUGAAGCACAAGUUUCGACACCGAGGCUUUCCAUCCGAGGAAAUGCUGUUGGAGCACCAUCGGCAAGCAACACAUGCUGUUUGCGCCCUUGUUCAGUUACAGCUGAACAAUGGGACGCAACGGCUUCUAGAUCCAUAUCCUCCAUUGUAA
Messenger RNA from Seminavis robusta, 939 nucleotides. NCBI's taxonomy places the organism in Eukaryota, Bacillariophyta, Bacillariophyceae, Naviculales, Naviculaceae. The record is from the annotation of a GenBank genome assembly.